AGUGUGUUAUUUUGUAACUCAUCUCUCCGUCUCCACCUUCUUCCCCCUCUUCAUCCCCUCCAUAUAUAUUCGCAUCUCUAUCUGUUUCUCUUACAAUACAAUGAGUUUUUGAUUUCAAUUUCAUAUGUCGCAACCCAACACUAGUACCUCCAACAACAACCGUAAGCGCUCAUCUACAACCUGCACAUCUCCACAACCACCCACCACCACCACCACAACCGGCGGCGACAGCGGCGGCGGCGGAGGAGCUCACUUCUUGGCGAUGAAGAAGGCCAAAUCACAGGCCGUAUCUUGCUCUUUGGACAACAAAAACGGCUUCCAGCAACAUCAAUUUGAUAAUAAUCCAUCUGCCGAACCUUCUUCCAUGAUCGAAGAUCCCACUGAAAACGAUGCUGGACGCGCAUCCUCUGCUGGUGGAUUCACCGCCAAUUUGGCUCGUAAAAAAGCAACGCCUCCUCAACCAGCUAAGAAGCUCGUAAUCAAGCUACUCAAAGCCAAGCCAACUCUACCAACAAACUUUGAGGAGAACACAUGGGCAGUCUUGAAGUCAGCCAUUAGUGCCAUAUUCUUGAAGCAACCAGAUCCUUGUGAUUUGGAGAAGCUUUAUCAAGCUGUGAAUGAUCUUUGUCUCUACAAAAUGGGGGGAAGUCUUUACCAAAGGAUUGAGAGGGAGUGUGAAGCCCAUAUAUCUGCUGCUUUAAAUUCAUUAGUUGGGCAAAGUGAAGAUCUUGUGGUGUUCUUAUCACUUGUGCAGAAAACAUGGCAAGAUUUUUGUGAUCAAAUGUUGAUGAUCCGUGGUAUAGCAUUGUAUCUUGAUCGAACCUAUGUGAAACAAACUCCAACUGUAAGAUCAUUAUGGGACAUGGGGCUUCAACUAUUUAGGAAGCAUUUAUCACUAGCUUCAGAAGUUGAGCAUAAAACAGUUUUUGGCCUUCUGAAAAUGAUAGAGAGUGAGAGAUUAGGUGAAGCAGUUGAUAGAACACUCCUUAAUCAUCUUUUAAAGAUGUUCAUUGCCUUGGGAAUUUACUCUGAGAGUUUUGAGAAGCCAUUCCUUGAAUGCACAUCAGAAUUCUAUGCUGCUGAAGGAGUAAAAUACAUGCAAUACUCCGAUGUUCCAGAUUAUUUAAAACACGUGGAGAUAAGGUUGCAUGAAGAACAUGACAGGUGUCUACUCUAUCUUGAUGCUACUACAAGAAAACCUUUGGUAGCAACUGCUGAAAGGCAACUCCUUGAGCUCCAUAUUUCUGCAAUACUCGAUAAGGGUUUCACAAUGUUGAUGGAUGGGAAUCGAACUCAAGAUCUUAGAAGAAUGUAUACACUUUUCCACAGAGUGAAUGCCCUUGAAUCCUUAAGGCAAGCUCUUAGCUCAUACAUCAGAAAAACAGGUCAAGGCAUUGUGACAGAUGAAGAAAAAGACAAAGACAUGGUCUUCUCCCUUUUGGAAUUCAAACUCUCUCUUGAUAAAAUAUGGGAAGAUAGUUUUUCAAAGAAUGAUGUUUUUUGCAACACAAUUAAAGAAGCCUUUGAACACCUCAUCAAUCUACGCCAGAAUCGGCCUGCUGAGUUGAUUGCUAAAUUUUUGGAUGAGAAAUUGCGUGCUGGAAAUAAGGGUACAUCUGAGGAAGAAUUGGAGGGAACUCUUGAUAAAGUUUUGGUUCUUUUCAGAUUUAUACAGGGUAAGGAUGUGUUUGAAGCAUUCUAUAAAAAGGAUCUUGCAAAAAGGCUUCUUUUGGGAAAGAGUGCAUCUAUUGAUGCUGAAAAAUCUAUGAUCUCCAAGUUGAAAACCGAAUGUGGUAGUCAGUUCACCAACAAGCUUGAAGGAAUGUUCAAGGACAUAGAGUUAUCGAAGGAGAUAAAUGAAUCUUUCAAGCAAUCAUCUCAAGCAAGGACGAAACUACCCUCGGGAAUUGAAAUGAGUGUCCAUGUCUUAACAACUGGGUAUUGGCCAACAUAUCCACCAAUGGAUGUCCGCCUUCCCCAUGAACUCAAUGUUUAUCAGGACAUAUUUAAAGAGUUUUACUUGAGCAAAUACAGUGGUAGGCGAUUAAUGUGGCAGAAUUCAUUAGGUCACUGUGUCUUGAAAGCAGAAUUUCCAAAGGGCAAAAAAGAACUUGCAGUUUCCUUAUUUCAGACAGUUGUUUUGAUGCUGUUCAAUGAUGCACAAAAGCUUAGUUUUCAAGAUAUUAAGGAUGCUACAAGCAUUGAGGACAAAGAACUGAGGAGGACUCUCCAGUCCCUUGCUUGUGGAAAAGUCCGUGUCCUUCAAAAGAUUCCAAAAGGGAGGGAAGUGGAUGACAAUGAUUCCUUCAUGUUUAAUGAUGUAUUUACUGCUCCUCUUUAUCGUAUAAAGGUCAAUGCUAUCCAAUUGAAGGAAACCGUGGAAGAAAAUGCAAGCACCACAGAGAGAGUUUUCCAAGAUCGUCAAUAUCAGGUUGAUGCUGCUAUUGUUCGGAUUAUGAAAACUAGAAAAGUUCUGAGUCAUACUCUUCUGAUAACUGAACUCUUUCAGCAGCUAAAGUUUCCAAUAAAACCAGUUGAUUUGAAGAAGAGGAUUGAAAGCUUGAUUGAUAGGGAGUAUUUGGAGAGAGACAAGAGCAACCCUCAGAUAUACAAUUAUCUUGCAUGAAUCCAUCCAAUCCAAAUCAAAUCAAAUCAAAUGAAAACUUGUUUGUUUUUUUUAUCAAAGGAAUACAUUUUCCUUGGUCUGUUUAUGUACAGCGAUAGCUUUUGUUUUUAAUUGUAAAGUCUAAUUUGCGUUGUGCUUUUCACCUUAUAUUCAGAGUUCCUUACUACUAUUAUUCUCAUUUCUUAAUCCUACUCUUUUGCCCUUA
Molecule: messenger RNA, 2831 nt
Organism: Lactuca sativa (garden lettuce)
Lineage: Eukaryota; Viridiplantae; Streptophyta; Magnoliopsida; Asterales; Asteraceae
Gene: CUL4
Product: cullin4
Biological process (GO): ubiquitin-dependent protein catabolic process
Cellular component (GO): cullin-RING ubiquitin ligase complex
Molecular function (GO): ubiquitin protein ligase binding
Source: RefSeq, a predicted model, not a curated record